This is a messenger RNA of Prunus dulcis (almond), 807 nucleotides long. RefSeq lists its product as uncharacterized. Lineage: Eukaryota; Viridiplantae; Streptophyta; Magnoliopsida; Rosales; Rosaceae. Bases 1 to 807 code for a protein of 268 amino acids. The record is from RefSeq and is a predicted model, not a curated record. The transcript has a single exon.
AUGAUGGGAUCAGGUUCUUCAGGUGGAGAUUUACGAACUCCACAGUUUGAUGGUGCAAACUAUGAUUUUUGGGCUGUCAAUAUGGAGACUAUCCUCAUAGCACAUGAUCUAUGGGAUGUAGUUGAGGUCGAAGUACAACCUCAGCGAAUUCUUGAGGAGGAAGAAGGCUCUAGAGGUGGCUCUGGAGGUGAAGGAAGUGAGGCUCAGCAAGUUUCAGUGGAAGCACCCACCAUCUCCAGAGAAGACAGAAUCAAAAACUCCAAGGCACUAAGUCUCAUUCAAGGAGCUUUAACUGAUGAGCUCUUCCCUCACAUCAGAAAUGAAAAGACUGCAAAAGGAGCUUGGCAUACUCUGAGAAGAGAGUUCAGAGCAGAUAAAAAGGUAAGAGCUGUAAAACUUCAAGUUGUUAGAGCAGAUUUUGAGUAUAUGAGAAUGACAGAUGGUGAAAGCUUAGAUAGCUAUUUGGCUAGAUUCUUUGGAACUGUGAAUAAUCUAAAAUCACUUUGUGAAGAUGUGUCUGAAACAAGAAUUGUGCAAAAACUUUUGAUGAGUCGAAGUAGAAGAUAUAAGUCCGUUGUGUCUAUUAUUGAAGAAACUCGAGACCUUGAUGUUCUUAGAGUUGAAGAGGUCAUUGCCUCUGUCAAAGUCUAUGAUAAAAGGGAGGACUUGCAUGAUGAAAGAGAUAAAUUGGCUGGAACUGAGAGAGCUUUUAGCAGCCUCAAGGUUGGAAAUAACCAAGUCCAUGGUACUCAUAAGGGCUCACAGAGUAGACCAAAUCAAAAGUGGCAGGGACAAGACAAAAAAUGA